AUGAACCUCCUCCCCCUCCUCCUCACCCUCACCACCUUCCUCCUCCCCAUCGCAACAGCCUUCACCUCCACCUUUGAAAACUGCCAAAACCUCAACCGUCUUAACCAAACCGUCCACCGCGUCCACCCUCUCCUCGAAAAAUUCUCCUCCAUCCACGCCUCCCAAUCCCAAUCAUCGACCACCACAACCACCACCCUCGCCAACGGAACUACCAUCACCGUCACCAACACCACCUCCUCCGCCGCAAUUGAGAAAAUCGAGGGCGUCAAGGCUCUCCUUCUCUCCUCUCAGGAGAAAAUCUACGGCCGGUUGAGCAACUGCUCGAGUGAUGCGGUGUCACCCCGGAAUGUACUGGAGAAGGGCGUGAAGAGAGAUGACGACGACGAUGGUUCUUGCACUUUGAACGAUGUUCUGGAUCAGUUGGUGGAUACCCUUGAGUGUGUGCUUAGCUUUGCGACGGGAUUGUUGGAGACCAUUCUCGAUGGGCUUUUUGAUCUCUUGAAGACUGUUAUUGAGGGGGUGGAGAAGUUGUUGUAG
Messenger RNA from Aspergillus welwitschiae, 537 nucleotides. RefSeq lists its product as uncharacterized. Bases 1 to 537 code for a protein of 178 amino acids. NCBI's taxonomy places the organism in Eukaryota, Fungi, Ascomycota, Eurotiomycetes, Eurotiales, Aspergillaceae. The transcript has a single exon. The record is from RefSeq and is a predicted model, not a curated record.